Suillus discolor is the source of this 1882-nucleotide messenger RNA. RefSeq names its product MFS general substrate transporter. The coding region runs from base 1 to 1389 and encodes 462 amino acids. The transcript is spliced from 9 exons. The record is from RefSeq and is a predicted model, not a curated record. Lineage: Eukaryota; Fungi; Basidiomycota; Agaricomycetes; Boletales; Suillaceae.
AUGUCUGAGAUACACGUAGAGGUCGAAAAACUUGACAGCAACAAGGUGUCUGUUCAUCCGCACGCCGCGCUCUUUAAACGUCCGACAGGAUGGAGGAGGUACUACUACCACCCCAUCACCCAAGUGUCGAUGUUGGGAUUCGUGUGUUUCUUGGGCCCCGGCAUCUUCAUUGCACUGACUGGUCUCGGUGGCGGAGGCCAAGUCAACAGUAAAGUCCAAGCUAACGCCAGCGCGAUUUUGUAUGCGACUUUUGCAUUUUUUGGAUUAUUCUCCGGUUCCAUUAACAAUGUCCUCGGCCCUCGGUGGACUCUGAUACUUGGAACGUUGGGCUACUCGUUGUAUAUUGCUUCGUUCCUUGUUAUCAACAUCCAUCCUGACGCGAGUGCUUUCGUUAUCGCCGCCGGUGCCAUCCUUGGUAUCUGUGCAGCUUUGCUUUGGACCGCGCAGGGUUCUUUGAUGAUGGCGUACCCCACAGAGGCUCAGAAGGGCACGUUCAUCUCUAUCUUUUGGACAAUCUUCAAUCUUGGAGGGGUCAUGGGUUCUGCUGUAGCAUUUGGAACCAGUUUCAAUCUUGGCAAUGGCACAUAUGUUGGCUUCCUGAUUUUGACCCUCGUCGGCGUAUUCCUCCCACUAUUGAUGGCAAACCCAAACAAGGUGAUUCGUACGGACGGGACUCACGUGAAUCAGGUCAGCUACCCAUCGUGGAAGACGGAGGUGUCCCGCUUGUACGUGGCGCUUAAGACCGACCCUUGGAUUAUCUUCCUCUUCCCGAUGUUCUUUGCCAGUAACUACUGCUUUACCUGGGAAUACAAUAAUUACAACGGCGCGAUAUUUACUAUCCGUGCUCGCGCCCUGAAUAGCUUGAUGUCCUAUACGUCGCAGGUCUUUGGAUCUAUCUUCCUCGGUUACUUUAUUCUUGACCAGAAAAGGGUCCGGCGUAGAGUCCGUGCCCUCUACGGCUGGAGCCUCGUAUUCUUUGUGGUUUUCGCUUCCCACGUCUGGGCAUAUUUCUACCAGAAGACAUAUACCCGCGCUGAAGCCAUGAAGGAUGCUUACAAGAUCGACAUCAUAGACGGAACCUAUGUUGCACAUGUCUGGGUCAUGAUAGUCCAUGGCUUGCUGGAUUCAAUGUUGCAGACAUAUGCAUACUGGCUAAUAGGCGCGAUGUCGAACGACCCUGCCAAGCUGGCCUCCCUGCAAUCAGCGGGUGCGGCAGGCGCAUGGAGUGCUGAUGCUGCUGGAAUCCCAUAUAUGAACAUCUUCCUAUCGACUUGGUGCCUAAUGGUCGGCAGCAUGAUCUUUGCCGCACCAAUGGUAUACCUUCGCGUUACCGAUCAUACGGACGUAGAGGAUGAGACUGUGAGUACCCCCACUCCAGGGGUGGAGUAGCGCCGCAUAGUUUAGUCAGUUACCUUCGGGCUUUGUCGUAGCGUAGUGCUUUUCACCACUUCUUGGACACGCAUGCACAGUCGCGGUUACAUUGCUCAGCGCUCCACCAUGAUUGCCAAUAUAAUGCACCUGUCACUAGUGUUGAUGUCCACUACAGUGUGCGAGUCGCAAACGUAGAAAGUAUUAGGACUUGUCAGAUUGACUCGCCACUGAUUAAGUCUUAAAAUGUACAGUAACUGACAAGCACAAAAGAGUACGAACGCUCUAAUCAAGUCGGUUUGCCAUUUUAAGCGGGUCGACAGUCAUAGCGCAUUCGUCGUGUAACCUCAGAAAUCAUCUGGAGCGCCAAACGUUCCUCCUUUCGUCUUGAACGCCCCUCUCUUCCCACCUCUCUUCCCACCUCUCCCUCGGGAAGUGGUGCUCGAAGACUUUGAAGCUCUUGAAGUAGAUUUUGGGCGCUUUGAUGGCCCAGGCCCACCACUAUCAGGACAUU